This is a messenger RNA of Heteronotia binoei (common prickly gecko), 1875 nucleotides long. RefSeq lists its product as uncharacterized. The transcript has 3 exons. Lineage: Eukaryota; Metazoa; Chordata; Lepidosauria; Squamata; Gekkonidae. The record is from RefSeq and is a predicted model, not a curated record. Bases 303 to 1742 code for a protein of 479 amino acids.
AACACAAAGAAGAAAAAUUGCUGCUGCCGUUUUGUUGCGGACUGUGGAUCCGGGUUGCUCGCGUGGUUCCUGGCCUGCCUUUACAAGAUCCCGGUAUCAUCGUUCCGCUUGAAGCAAGCAGAGAUUCCGCCUCCGGUUGUGGAAGAGCGGCUUUUCCUGCCGCUUCGGAGACCGAGCAUGGGCAAUCAACCCAGCUUCGUUCAAAGCGAAACGCUUCUUUGAGACGCUAUCCUAGAUGGAUUUAGCAAGAAGAUUUCUACGAUCGAGGAUUUCCAAACUCAAAACCUAAGGUGAUCUCCAACAUGGAGAGAGGGGAAGAAAACCAGAAUCUGGAUCCAGAGAACCUUCUGGAAGGAAUGAUCUCAGAAGAAUGGAGUUUGGAUGAUGACAAAAUGGCUUCUGCUGCCAUUACCGUUGCCACGGCAGCAGUGGCUGCAGUGAAAACCAUCAUUGGGGUCCAGUCUCGUAUCUUCACAAGACUGGCCAUGCGGCAGAAGUUUCUGAGGCGGGAACAAGAUGACUUGAAUGAACUUGAGCAGCUGGUAGAAAAUGCGGCUGCUGCACGCCUCAGGGCUGUUGUCGAAUCGAGCAUCGACUCUUUGAAAGCCAUGAUGUGCUCCUGUCUCUUCCAGUCACCUGCUGUCCUUGCCGGCUUGAUAGAUGAGCUGUACAUCAUGGAACGUGCCUUCUGGGUGCAACCAGGCCGCUCAGAGUGGUGGGAGAAAGUUGUCUUGCCCCAUUGGGAUGACCCGCUUUGGCAGGAGAAUUUCAGGAUGAGCCGGCAGACUUUCAUGGAGCUGUGUGCCAUGUUGAGGCCAGUCCUAGAGCGGCAGACCACCAACAUGCGGGCCCCCAUUACUGUUGAGAAGCAGCUGGCCAUUGCUGUCUGGAAGCUGGCGACUCCUGAUAGCUACAGGUCAGUAGCAGAGUGUUUUGGUGUUGGCCGCUCCACUGUCUCAAGGAUUGUCAUGGAAGUUUGCCAGGCACUUUAUGAUGUUUAUCACCAUGUGGUCCACCUGACCCGUCCUCAUGAGGUGAUAAAAGGGUUUGCGGCCAAAGGAUUUCCUCACUGCAUUGGGGCCAUUGAUGCAACGCAUAUCCCUAUCAUUGCUCCUGCACACCGAGCUACAGAGUACAUCAACAGCAAAGGCUAUUACUCUAUGGUUCUGCAAGCCCUGGUGGACCAUGAGGGCCGAUUCACAGAUGUGUAUGCCGGACGGUCCGGGAAGGUGCAUGAUGCAAGAAUCUUUCGCAGCUCUCCCAUUUUCCGUGCCAUGAAUCAAGGCACAUUUGGUCCCAAUGCCAUUAUGGACAUGGAGGGUGAGCAAGUGAAACCAGUGAUCCUCGGAGACCCUGCUUACCCUCUCCUGCCAUGGUUAAUGACACCUUACAGUGGCCACCUGGACACCAGCAAACAGCGGUUCAAUGACACCUUGAACUGCUGCCGGACAGUGGUUGAAUAUGCUUUUGAGCGUCUCCGGGGCCGUUGGCGAUGCCUGCUGUCCCGCCUAGAUGUGAGGGAGCGCUAUGCACCCAGGGUCAUUGUGGCCUGCUGCAUAUUGCAUAAUAUCUGUGAAGCUAAAGGGGAGCCCCUUCAGGAGGGGUGGGAAGAGGUGGUGAGAUCUGUCUCAAGAUCCUACCAGCAGCCAGAACGACAGCCUGUGUAUGUGUCAAAUCCCCAUGCUCGGGAGAUCAGGGAUCUUUUCAGCACAUACUUGCAAAGGAGAGAGCAGAGAAACUGAAAUUUGAAUCUGUUUUGGGGUUCCCCCCCAAAGGAAAUUUUGAUUCUGGCAUAAGCAAAAUGCCAUCUCUUUUGUACAAUUGUUUUCCAAAUAAACUUGUUGAUGUUUUUUUGAUUGGAGGGAAAAAAACAAA